This is a messenger RNA of Scutellospora calospora, 2937 nucleotides long. NCBI's taxonomy places the organism in Eukaryota, Fungi, Glomeromycota, Glomeromycetes, Diversisporales, Gigasporaceae. The record is from the annotation of a GenBank genome assembly.
AUGGGAGGCGACGUAGUCGUGGGUGGACAUUGGUUGGUCGAAGAAAAAAUCGGAGAGGGGUCUUUCGGCGAGCGUGAAUUAAUUGACGUAGAGCAUCCCCAACUACCGCAUGAGGCUGAAAUGCUCAGGUUACUUAAAGGAGCGAAUUUCAUACCAACGGUACAUUGGUUUGGAACGGAAGGCAUUUAUAAUGCCAUGAUUAUUGAUUUGCUUGGGCCCAACCUGAGAUUGCUCCGAAAAGCUUAUGCAAAGCUUCCUGUACAUUUCGUGAGUGAUGUGGCUCAGCAAAUGGUAACGAUAUUAGAAUACAUACAUAAAAAAGGUGUUGUCUACAGGGACGUUAAGCCCGAUAACUUUCUUCUAGAAAGAAACUUUCCAUUACAAAUAAGUCGGCUUGCUGCGUUCGAUUCUGAUGAUGAUGCAUCUGAGGCAAAACUUAAGGAUCUAAAACUUUUGGUCGGAAGGAAACAUCACAUGAGCGUUGUGGAUUUCGGAUUAUCCGCGUUCUAUAUAAACCGUGAAACUGGAAAACAUAUUCCAAAAAAUCAACCUUUGACGAAGAAUAAAACUGGAACUGCUCGUUACGCCGCUAUAGGUGUUCAUAAAGGGCUUCAGCAUUCUCGUCGUGACGAUAUGGAGUCUUUAGGUUAUGUUUUACUAGAAUUAUUACGAGGUGACCUUCCUUGGGCCGGUGUUACCGCACGUAACUCACGUCAAGGCUGGGCAAAGAUGUUAAAGAUAAAAGAAGAAAUUCCGUUAGAUGAACUAUAUGAAGGUCUUCCAAAAGGAUUUAUGCUUUAUCUUCAAUAUGCGAGAAACUUACAUUAUGAUGAAGAACCAGAUUACAAUCGUUUACGUAAAUUUCUAGCUGGUACAGUCGGAUGUGGAGCGGAGGCAGAAAAAGUUACUAGAGAACCUCUAUUUUUUGAUGAUGAAUAUUAUGAACGUCCUAUUUCACCACGUCAGCGGGGUUACAGGUCACAAUCUCCGCUUACAAUAAAAUCUCCACGUGGUGGAAAUGAUUACGAAGAUGAUGUAGCUUAUGUUUCACCCCCACCUUCACCUUUUAAUAAACGAAAGAACUUUUCUUGGCGUACUAAAAACAAGGACGAUGUUAUUUGUUACAACCAACCUGAACGUGCAAACUCUUUAACCAUAUCUCCUAGUGCAAGUGUGCCUCCAUAUCAAAAAUUCGCUACUAUAUCACCAUCACGUACUUUUUCAUUACCUUACCGUGACCCUGGUCAAGCAGAUAACGGUUAUCAUCCUAAUGGUCGAGAUUAUGAACGACGUGGAAAACGUCCCGAAAAUACAAGAAAGCCUUCAUAUCCUUCAUAUGCUAGAAGACCUUCAACAAAAAUCUCUUGGACCACUGUAAAAGAUUCAACUGCUCAAUGGGAACAAGAGGCCCAGAAAUUUGAAAAUGCUUGGAAAAAUGGUCAAUCUUGGAAUGACAAUAAUUUUGAUAGUCAAGAAGUGAAUUCUAUUCCCUCAACUCCUAUUAAUGAGUUUGGUGGUUUUUGGAUUGACAAUGCUGAUCAAGAAUUUUCUGGUUUCGAUGGUGGAUUGGGUUGUGAUACUGAUGGUUGGAUAAAUCAUGUUAAUGAUGAGAACAUUAUUAUGACUGAAAAGUCUCCAAAAAAUAGGUCUCAAGUUAUUCGUAUUGGAACUGAUGUAAAUCAAAGUCAUCAAGAUUAUUUCGACUUGGAACGAACUCGCUCUAAUUCUGUAAAAUCUCCUCGUGACUGGCGUGAUAUACAAAGUAGGAGACCUUCUGUACCUUCUCCAUUGUCAAUUGCCAUUCCAUCGAACAAAAUACAAGCUCGAGGUGUUGCAUCUCCAAAUAAAAAAUUUGACAUUCAACAAUAUGAUGAUGAAAUGGAUGAAAAUGUUCCUCUAGGUCCUAGGCGAAGUAUUCCCAACAUUCGUUCAAAUCCAAAUUCUUUGGCUUCAAAGUUCCUCAAACGAAGCGUUCCAAAUCUUCGUGAUGCUGCAGGUAAUGGCCAUACGGUUCCUCCUCAGUCGUCAACUAUUAAAAGAACAAUUGCUCAUAUGCAAGAUGCACAAUUGACAACAACUCAAGUUACGAGAAAAUCUCUUCCUGCUGGAGGCAACAACACUCGCUGCGUUGUUAAAGAAUCUCAAACUAAUACAAGUCAUAAUUUACGAGAUGAUAAAGAUAAUACUGGAAACUAUGCCACUACGAAUCAGUUUUAUUCUCAGAAUUCUAGAUAUUCGCCUCAAGAUGCCCGAUAUUCUCCUCAAGAUACAAGAUUUUCCUUUGGCCGAGAUGGAACUAGAAACCGUGCUAAUACUUUUAGUUAUAAUAAACAUGAUUCUCGCUUUUUGCCUGUUCAACCUCUACGCCAGGGUAAUAAAACAUUUAAUAGAGAACGUUCAUACACAUUCACUAGUGGAAAUUCUUCAGUUAGUCCAAAUACCCCUAUAUUUGAUUCUCCUUCACCACAAUAUUAUGCGAAUGGUAGAAGGGAAAGAUCCUACACUUUCACUGAUGGCGGGAGGCCUAAAGACACUAAUUUUAAUGUUGGAAGGAAUGUACCUGAUCGGCAUCGCCCUCCUCCUCUUGGACGCAAUUUUGGAAAUGGUCCACAACAAAACUUUGGUUCUGGAAGAAGUAACGUUUCAAGAUCACAAAUUCAUAAUCAGUCACCGGUUGAACAAAAGGACAGCUUGAGUCCUGGGAAAAGUCAAGGUGAAAAUUUUCCUCCACGUGCAAAGUCCGCAUCUCCUUCAUAUUUUCAUAGACGAUUAAAUUCAAAUGAAUCAGAGUCUAAAAAGACCGGACAAUAUUUAAAUACUACUGCAAAUUCAUCUUCAACUGAAAGUUCUACCGCUCCUUCACCCACAUCUCCAUCCCCAGAUGGAUCCCCUUGUACUGACGAUGGUAAACAUAGAGGUGCAGUCAUUACUCCGUAG